GUUAAGAUGACAGUUGAGCAUGAGGCAGGAUUCACGAUGUGCGGAAAGCUUUCUCGAUCCUAUAAAAAUUCUUAAAGCUCCACCGAUGGAUAGAGAGAGAAAGCUCGAGAGACAGAGAGAGAGAGAGAGAUGGAGGGAGAAGGAAUCGAGCACAGGACGGUGGAAGUGAACGGAAUAAAGAUGCACGUGGCGGAGAAGGGAGAGGGACCCGUGGUUCUCCUCCUUCACGGCUUCCCGGAGCUCUGGUAUUCAUGGCGCCACCAGAUCCUCUCCCUUGCCGCUAGCGGUUACCGUGCCGUCGCUCCCGACCUCCGCGGUUACGGCGACACCGAAGCGCCGACCGAUGUCGCCGAAUACUCUAUCUUCCAUCUCGUGGGCGAUGUUGUCGCUCUCAUCAACUCUCUCGGCCAGGAACAGGUUUUUGUGGUUGGGCACGAUUGGGGAGCGAUUGUAGCGUGGAAUCUGUGCGUUUUCAGGCCGGAUAAAGUGAAGGCUUUAGUCAACCUGAGCGUGGCGUUCCUGCCCAGGAACCAGGCUCUGUGGCGGGUUGAUAACUUGAGGAAGAUCUAUGGGGAUGAUUUCUAUGUUUCCAGAUUCCAGGAAGUUGGAGAAGUGGAAGCUCAAUUGGCCGAGGUUGAUACAGCUCUGCUCAUGAAGAAUUUCUUAGCCUCCAGAAAUCCAGGGCCUCUGAUUAUACCAAAAGAUGGCGGAUUUAGAAGAAUAAAAAGUAAGGAAAUCACAGUCCCUGCUUGGCUUUCUGAAGCUGAUAUCAACUACUACGCGACCAAAUUUAACAAAACUGGCUUCAGCGGCGGGAUUAAUUACUAUCGUAACAUGGACAAGAACUGGGAGCUCAGUGCUCCCUGGACUGACAUCCAGAUAAAAGUUCCAACCAAGUUCAUCGUGGGAGAUCUGGAUCUGGCCUACCAUUUCGAAGGGAUGGAGGAUUACAUUCACAAGGGUGGGUUCAGAAGAGAUGUUCCAUUGCUGGAGGAUGUUGUUGUGAUGGAAGGAGUUGCGCACUUCAUCAAUCAGGAGAGGCCUGAUGAAAUCUCAAAGUAUAUCAUUGAUUUCAUUCGGAAGUUUUAAUUGGAUCAAGAAAGGAUUUUCAAUGAACUCGGCUUUUGUUCUUUUCUUGAAGUAUGAAUAAUGUCACGUUGCGUGAUCACAUUGCACUUAGCAAAUAUUGCACGGAGGACCCACCAUUUUUAUUUUUUAAAGACCGGACAACUCGGCCACGGAAAUGCUUGCAUUGUUAUGUACGUAAUAUUUUUGCAUAUUCGAGGUGGGCAUUUCUAAUCCGCACUUACGGAUGAAUAGACAAAAUCUUCUUCUUAUUGAGACUAUU
This is a messenger RNA of Phalaenopsis equestris, 1348 nucleotides long. Its product is annotated as epoxide hydrolase A-like. The transcript is spliced from 4 exons. Lineage: Eukaryota; Viridiplantae; Streptophyta; Magnoliopsida; Asparagales; Orchidaceae. The record is from RefSeq and is a predicted model, not a curated record. Bases 130 to 1089 code for a protein of 319 amino acids. Gene Ontology annotation, molecular function: hydrolase activity.